AUGAGGUCUUCACUUGUGUUUCUGUUUGUAAUUUCAAUCAUAUUUCAUAUAAAUCCCACAAAAUGCGAGGAAGAAGAUUUGGCGGGCAGUGCACCACCCGAGGACACCACAACACCCGAUACCACGACAACACCCGCUGACGACACCACACCAACCGAUGCCACGACAUCAGGAGAUGACACCACACCAGCCGAUGCUUCGACCACUACAACGGCGUCGACGAGUCAGUCCACUGUUUCGACAACAACUGCCUCGUCGUCAACAACUCCUAAGAGUGACCAAAACGGUGUCGUGGAAGAGGAAGUUCCGGCUGAGAAGUUGACUCUCAAAGAAAAGUAUCAAAAACUGAAGAAAAAGGCUAACAUUUACGUUAGAGAAAAAGCCAAAAAAUUGAUGGAUAUUCUCAACUUCGAUAUAAGUAAACUCGAUGUCCGAAAUUUGACACAAUUCUUGCCCUUUUAUGAUGGAUAUAGGAAAUUAUUCAAUAAGAAGUACGCGAAUGAAGCGGAAAAGGAGGAGAGAAUGAGUUUCUUCAAGAGAUCCGUUGAGAAGAUUAAGGAACACAACAGGAAUAUGAAAGCAAAAUAUAUGAAAGGAAUCAACGAAAUGUCAGAUAUGAGCUUUUCGGAGAUUUUAAAACAGAAGUUAGGUUUCAAACAAGACGGCGGAGACGUUAUGGUCAAAGCGUCCGCACCGGUGCCUGAAGUCGCAGAUAUGCCAAAAGAGUGGGAUUGGAGAAAGUUUGGGAUAUUAACGCCUCCAAGAAAUCAGGGAAAGUGUGGCUCGUGUUGGAGUUUUGCCGCCUCUUGUGUUCUCGAAAGCCAUAAUAUGAAGAGACAGAUAGCGGAGGGAAAAUUUGAUCCAAAAACCCAAAUAACAGUU
This is a messenger RNA of Medioppia subpectinata, 882 nucleotides long. Lineage: Eukaryota; Metazoa; Arthropoda; Arachnida; Sarcoptiformes; Oppiidae. The record is from the annotation of a GenBank genome assembly.